Penicillium manginii is the source of this 1119-nucleotide messenger RNA. RefSeq lists its product as uncharacterized. The transcript is spliced from 3 exons. The coding region runs from base 1 to 1119 and encodes 372 amino acids. The record is from RefSeq and is a predicted model, not a curated record. Lineage: Eukaryota; Fungi; Ascomycota; Eurotiomycetes; Eurotiales; Aspergillaceae. Gene Ontology annotation, molecular function: protein binding.
AUGAUCAAUGCCCGUCGCUUCAAAAAUGAAAUUGACUUGCCUUCCAGGCCCCCGGACUUGCUGGAGUCUUCCUCGCCUCAUGAGAUUCACCCAUAUUCGACUCUUCCAUCAGCGGAACCAACAUAUGCCACGGCGAUCUAUCCGUACUUCAACUUGCAGGACCCAUCAACCACCCUGCUGCUGUCUUCUGUUCGAGAUCACCCCAUUCGAUUGUCGUCUGCUCUCGCUCCAUCGCUUGUAGCAAGCUAUUCACUCGUGAAUCCAACCACAGAAGCCUUCAUCACCCCCCACUCCAUUAUCUACCCCAAAACACUUGGCGGAACCCACUUCCUCACGGGUUCGGAUUCUCUCAUCUGCCUCUUCGAUGUCUCGCGAGCCGGUAGUAGCGGGCCUGUAUCCUGGAUGCCAACCAUUCCGAGUAAAAGGAAGCAGAUGGUCGGUGGAGGCGUCGGUAUGAAAGGUAUCGUGUCGGCCAUGGCCAGCAAUCCGCUUGGUGAUGGGAUCCUGGCCGCUGGGACAUUUACGCGACACGUGGGGUUGUAUAGUUCGAAUGGUGCCGGAGAAAGCCUUGGUACGUUCAACAUUGCAAAGACCGAGGCAAACCGUGAUAUCGGCGGCAAGGGAGUCACCCAGUUAUUAUGGAGCCCGUGUGGAAGGUAUCUUUAUAUUGCGGAGCGCAAGAGUGAUGGUGUUCUUGUGUAUGACAUCCGGGUGACGGGUCAGAUGCUGGGAUAUCUCCGUGGUCGGAAGGCGUUCACGAAUCAGCGCAUGAAGAUUGAUCUUGUUCCAUCAGGGAAUGAUGGCUCCCAUGAGAUCUGGGCGGGAGGUACUGAUGGCUUUAUGAGGGUUUGGAGAGAUCCGACGUAUUCUGUUGGCUGUCAAGACCCGGGUGCGGAGUUUCAGAUACAUGAUGAUGCUGUUACAGGCGCUGUCUUUCACCCGAUGGGGACUGUGGUGGCCAGCUGCUCUGGUCAGCGUCGUCGACAAACACCUGAUGAUUCCGACGACGACAACCCACCCAAGAAUGAAACCCCCGGGGAAAACAUCCUCAAGGUUUGGUCGAUGCCAUUUCUAGCAGACGACCCAGAGCAGACUUCCAAACAAGAGCAAGACUCAUGA